Parnassius apollo (apollo) is the source of this 1011-nucleotide messenger RNA. The record is from the annotation of a GenBank genome assembly. NCBI's taxonomy places the organism in Eukaryota, Metazoa, Arthropoda, Insecta, Lepidoptera, Papilionidae.
UUGCGUAAUCAUUUAUUAAGACGUCAUCCAACAAUUCAGACCGUAAGUCUCAAAAAGAAGAGUGAAAGUGGUGGUGGCAAUUGUGGUAAUGCACGAAAUGGUGAUGGACAAGUUUUUGAUGACAUGGAUUUAGGCAUCGUGCCAGUUCCAGAUUCUCAAAAUAUUGAUAAUUCGGAUACUGAAAGCGUGGCUUCUUCUUCUGUCUCUGUAUCAGUCUUAAAACAGCCAACAUUGGCAUCUUGCUUAACAAAUAUAAAAUCAUUUCGAGAUAAUGGUGUUAAAAGUGGUGAACUAGCCAAUGCAAUAGUCUUCAUGAUAGCAAAGGAUGGCUUGCCUCUAAAUACUGUGGAAAAAACAGGAUUCCAAUAUUUGAUGAAAGUAGUGGCACCGCUAUAUAAAGUUCCAGCCAGAAAAACAAUUACCCACAUGAUUGACGAUAAAUAUAACGUUCUUUCAGCACAACUGAAAUUAAAAAUACAAGAAGUAGAAGCACUAUCUUUGACUGCAGAUGUUUGGACCGACACGCAUAAUAGUCAAAGCUACUUAGGCUUAACUGGUCAUUGUAUAUAUGAAAAUAAAUUAAUGAGCAUAAUUUUCGGUGUAACUGCUCUAACAGAACCGCACAAUGCUGACUACUUAGCACAAGUAAUUAUUAAUAUGACAGAAAAAUGGGACAUCACAAGUGACAAAGUGGUAGCGUUUAUCACGGACAAUGGCGCUAAUAUCGUUAAAGCAAUCACAAAUGUUUAUGGCAAAAAUAAAAACAUGCCAUGCUUUGCUCAUACAUUAAACCUAGUAGCAUCACAACCAUUUGACAAUAAGGAUGGACUAGACGAAGCCAAGAAUUUAUUAACAGCUGUUAAAGAUAUUACUAUAUAUUUUAAGCAAAAUACAAAUGCUGCUGACUCUUUAAAGAAAGCUCAGCAUCACCAAACAAAGCCUUUGGGGCUUAUUCAAUCUGUGUGUACCAGAUGGAAUUCUAUUUUUUUAUCAAUUAUAACGAUUUGUUGA